Leucoraja erinaceus (little skate) is the source of this 4125-nucleotide messenger RNA. Its product is annotated as EF-hand domain-containing protein D2-like. NCBI's taxonomy places the organism in Eukaryota, Metazoa, Chordata, Chondrichthyes, Rajiformes, Rajidae. The record is from RefSeq and is a predicted model, not a curated record. Gene Ontology annotation, molecular function: calcium ion binding.
GGCUGCAGUCCGGCGCGGGCGAGCGAGGCGCGCGGUCGGACCGAGAGGGAGCGGAGCCGCCGUCAACAUGGCCACCGACGAACUGGCUUCCAAGCUGCAGCGGCGCCUGGACAUCGGCGACGGGCCGGCCGGGCACGAAGACGGCGAGGAUGAGGCGGGGUCGGCGCCGGAGCCCGAACUGGAGGAGAAGCCCCCCACUGCCGCCGCGGGCACGGAGCUGUCGGCCAAGCUGGCCCGGCGCGGGGAGCUGAACGACGGCUCGGCCGAACCGCAGCAGCGCAGCCUCCGCGUCUUCAACCCCAACACCGAGUUCAAGGAGUUCUCCCGCAAACAGAUCCGAGACAUGGAGACCAUGUUCAAGCGAUACGAUGCUGGAAAGGACGGUUUCAUCGACCUGAUGGAGUUGAAGCUGAUGAUGGAGAAGCUGGAGGCUCCUCAGACCCACCUGGGGCUGAAGAACAUGAUCAAGGAGGUCGAUGAGGACUUUGACGGGAAGCUCAGCUUCCGAGAGUUCCUGCUCAUUUUCCGUAAGGCAGCCGCAGGAGAGUUGGCUGUGGACAGUGGGUUGCAUGUUCUUGCCCAGUUGUCUGAAAUCGAUGUUUCAACGGAGGGAGUGAAAGGUGCCAAAACCUUCUUCGAAGCCAAGGUUCAGGCAAUCAAUGACUCCAACCGAUUCGAGCAGGAAAUCAAGGAGGAGCAGGACGAAAAGAAGAAGCAGGCGGAGGAAAAGAAACAGAAGAGAGCAGCCUUCAAGGAUCUGCAGUCGGCCUUCAAGUAGAGGCAGCCUUCUCUGCCUGAGCCCCUUGCAGGGUGCAGGAGGUCUGAUGAUCUGGCUUCCAACCUUGGCAAAAGCCCAGGUGACAGACUGCCGUUUGUUUUCAAGAGUAGGUUGGGUAAGGGGAAGGGUGGGAGAUGGGGAUGGGAUGUACCAGAGACACCACUGACCACAAUGUCCAGUGUGGAUGGACAGAGCUGCCUCUUUCACUUCCCAGCCGAUCCUUAGCCUGUCAUUCGACCACCAGCCACUUGUGAGGGCUUGGGGAUGUGAGCAUGGCUGCAAUGAGAAGCAAUGAUCGAUGUUCUUCAAGCCAAGCCUAACCAAAUGCAUUGUCUCCAAUGUUAUUAUUUGCUGAUCUUGACCUGUUGCUUUAUUCCUGGUACGUGAUUGUGAAAGUGAAGUUCUGUUCUCCGUCUAAUACGGGAACUGAGGCUGCGGGUGAAGCUCCCGGGGCCUUGGUGACAUUUUGAAAGGGACUUUGUCCUUAAUGGACUGUGUUAAUUUGCCCAACAAAGCCUCUCUUCCUUGUGACAAAUCUGAACCAAGACUGGCCCCCAGAGACCACCUGAAGCUGAAGCGUUGGGGGAGGGAGGUUCCUGCUGUCUCUCUCCCUGCCUCGUCAAGGAAUUACCUCAGUCUGAAUUCACCUCUUCUCAGUUUCCCCCAUUAACUGCUCACUGCAGUCAUGGAUAAGAUUUUAAGGAUAAGUUUGAUGACACCAUGUGCAAAAUAAAUGGGCUGGUAAAACAUCAAUAAUUUGUGGUAUCUUAAGUCAGAUCAAAUCGCUUUAGUGCUUUAAAUUAUUCAUACCAAAAUCUGCUUUUACCUCUGGCAUCUAAUCAUCAAAAAUCAGUAGCAUAUUACCUGUUAAAUGAUCAAUGUAACACAGUGGCGUUAGUUGAUAUGGGAUAGAUUGAGCAUUUCUUUCUUGGGUUCCUGGGAGCUUGUGUAAUUUGUCAUGAUGUGGGUGCUUCAUUAUGAAGGUGCUAACCUGCACAAGAUGCUUUCAUUGCCACUUUGGAUGGUCCAAGUGUACUAAUCAGUAUCUGCUUCCUUCAUACUCCCUGCUGUGGGAGAGCAGCUACCUAGCAAACUCAGUGUCUGACUGUAUUUAUACCCUGCAGAUACAAGUUCCUGGAGUGGGCAUCAGUGAAUAUUAACUAUGCAUCUUCCACCUAUAGUGUAUGAAUGUUCUGAGCAGCUGGGCAGGGAUUACUAGCAUGGACUUGGGAGGCAGUGGAAGAAGUUGCCACUCUGCUCUGUGUUAUGUCUAGUGGCUCUGAGGUUUGUGUUCUAAUGGGGUGUGCCAUACAGAAACACCAUUAAUCAGCACUGUGUGUAAUCUAUAUCAGGUCUUCCUCCAAGCUGUGGCAACAGGGACACCAUCUCAGCUCUUCCAAAUCCUCAUCCCUGCAGCAUGGGAAAUAGCGACCUUUGUGGCUUCUCUUCCAUCGUGACCUGCCUGUACAAAGUGUCUACCUGUUGUCUUUUGUAUGCGAUGCCUCUCCUGGAGUGGGAGCAGUGUUGGCUUCCCAACCCCCUUCCUUCAACCUGUGGGCAGGAGCUCUGUCACACAUCGGGUGGGGCAGGUAGAACUGUUGUUUGUGGAAUCAGAAAGGGACACAAGGCCUGUUGACCCCAGAACCAGUUCCUGUACAGAACAACCCAGUUAGUGUUGAGCCACCAAGGUGUUCCAAUCUGUUUGUGUAAAAACCCUGCAAAUGUUUUAAGAAAACCCAAGAGAAGUGCCUUUUAAGAUUAAAAUAUAUGUUUAUUUUGUUGGAUCAGAGGUCAUGAAGAAAGUCAAUUGUCUUAAAAAUCAAGGCAAGAAAUAUUCAAAUGAUUGAGACUGAGGGAAAAAUACUUAAAUGUUCAACAUCCUUGGCUACCUCCAGUGUGGAGUUUAGAAGUGGAUCACUCUGUGAAUGGAAUAUCCUUGAAACAACUCUUUGCCAACCUUGCCAUAGACAUGAGGAACUGUAGGCGAUGGCUUACAAAAUAAGACACAAAGUGCUGGAAUAACUCAGCAGGUCGAGUCAGGGCCCUUCUUCAGACUGAAGAGUUAUUCCAGCACCUUGUCCCUUUCUUUACACGCGUCUAUUUGCUCUGGGUGUACCUUGUGCUGUAAAGGGGUAGAGAGGUGGGGUUGAGGCGUCUAGUGAACAGGUUUAGGAAGCUGUCAGACACAGCAGGGAGACAAAUGGUGACGUCUUACAGAUGCUGGCAAACUGAUCGAAAACUUCUGGAUCUCUGUAAUAGAUUUGAGAGCUUCUGCAAUAAAGUGAUUGGUAAUAGCCCUUUGCCAGAACAAGGUUGCCACCAAAAACCUUUUUGAGAUGAACGUGCUCCCUGGCCAACUGGUUCUACCUCUUUCUGGUCUCUGGCCAGGGAAGUCUGCUCAUUCCCUGGUCCACAACUGGCUUGAUGCUGUGUUGCUUACAGUACAACUGACUGAAAGCAGAAUCUCAGCCCGUUCUUGCUCCUCAACAAUGGUCAAUAACCCUUGCUGCCCCUGUGUGAGCUUGUCAUUGGUCCCUCCAUAUGGUGGUUGGUGUAACAACCUCUGGCUGAUUAGGACUGUUGGUUCAACAGCAUGAACUAAUGCUUCUAACUCCCAUCUCAAUAGGGACUUAAACAAUUAGCUUUGGUUUAUUUACACCCAGUGGUCUUUUAUUUCAACAGUCGACAUUUCAUUGCAUGGGUAAAUCUUGGGCUGAAUGUUUCUUGUUGUCUGUCUGUUGUGUUUAAAAACUGUUGUGUCAAACACUUGUGCCAGAUGUUUGUGCCAGUGAUGUCUGUUCUACUUUCAAAAGCACUGAAUUAGCUGUGUGAUCCCUUCAGGACAUUAUUCUGCUUUAGUUUCAAGCUGAAGGCACAGGUGAGGGACUGUAGCUUUGCAUCGAGAAUAUUUGUUUGGCUUUGUACAAUUUGUUGCCCCUGGAACAUGAUGGGGAGUGGGAUGUGUGUGUGUCUGUGUGUCGUGUCUGACUCUGCUGUAUCUGUUCUUCAAGAAUCCAUAAAUGUCAUUGUGCCUGUGUUCUACCUUAGAACUGGUUCUCCCAGAGAUAAACAGGAAUUACGGCUGGAAUGAGCAGCAUUAUACCUGUUCUAUGGGAGAUGGGGAUGCACUUAGUAAAAGGAUAGAACUUGCUCACUAAAUUAUUCAGGCAUCAAUGAAUUUGCAUGUUUGGUACAUUAUGUAUAAUGAAAAAUUACCUAUUUUCUAUAACUGUAAUGUUGCUGUCUAAAAAUCGAGGAUAUAAGUUGUGUGGAAAAAAUACUAUUUUUGAUUUUCUUACAAAUGAAUUUAAUUAUCCAUAUGUUCUAAUAAAUGCAUCUUAAAUUUU